CUCAUCUCUCCAGCACUCUUCUUCAUGUUAAACAAGGAACUUUGUUGACUAAUUCAGAAUGUUGUGUGGAGCAUGAAGAACAUUUCUAAAAUGAGACAAAAGAACUCAAAUGAACAAGAACAUGGAAAGUUUACUUGUCCUGAAGAUUUAAAUGCUAAUCAAUCUGAAACUGAUGAAAUUACUACACUAAAACAAAAGAUUGAUCUUGCCACAAGAAAGCUAAACCAAGUGUUAUUGAACUAUGAGGGGCUUGAAAACAAAUCCCAGUCUCUGCAACAGAACUUCUUAGCUGUGACAGACAUCCAGGAGAAAUGCAAAAUGCCUAAAGACAGAGAGGAGAAGCUCAAACAGGAAUUAUUAAUCCUUGAAAGUCACAGAUCAAUGAAUAUGAUAGACCGCAGAGAGGCAGAAAUGUUAAAGCAAGAGAUUGAAGAAAAAUCCAGAGUGCAACUAGAGGAAAAUUUGGCAAAAAUCUCUGCAAUUUCACAGACAGCUGUUAAAGCUCACGAGCAAUUGGAGCAGAGGAAAGAGAAAGCUUUUACUUUGAAAAUAUUAGACAUGAAAAGCAGACUCAGAGACAUGGAAUCCAGCCUUUGUAGAGCCCAAGAUCAUGAAGAUAUUGAAAGAUUCAAGCUGGGCAUAUACCAGCAGUGCUACCAUGACAAGCUAAAUGUUACAGCAGCACUAUAUGAACAAAUAAACAUUGCUAACAAGAGGAAAGUGAAGCUGCAGGAAGACAUUGCCACAACAGUUGCAGAGGAAGAGCUACUUACACACUCACACACUGGGGCAGUGCACAACCCAAAGGAAACUAGUGUUUCAAGUCUUCAUCACCAGGAUGGAUCUGGAUUGAGUAGAAAUGUUACUCCAAGUCUGGGGACAUCACAUUGCCAGCAGAGAGGCAGAGCUUUCAGAAAGAAAGGUCAACGUAGGUUACCAAGUGCUAACAAGAGGAAAGUGAAGCUGCAGGAAGACAUUGCUACAAUAGUUGCAGAGGAAGAGCUACUUACACACUCACACACUGGCGCUGUGCACAUCCAAGAGGAAACUAGUGUUUCAGGUCUUCAUCACCAUGAUGGAUUUGGACUGAGUGGAAAUGUUACUCAAAGUUUGGGGAUAUCACGUCACCAGCAGAGAGGGAGAGCUUUCAGAAAGAAAGGUCAACGUAGGUCACCAAGUGCUAACAAGAGGAAAGUGAAGCUGCAGGAAGACAUUGCUACAAUAGUUGCAGAGGAAGAGCUACUUACACACUCACACACUGGGGCUGUGCACAUCCAAGAGGAAACUAGUGUUUCAGGUCCUCAUCACCAUGAUGGAUUUGGAAUGAGUGGAAAUGUUACUCCAAGUUUGGGGACAUCACAUUGCCAGCAGAGAGGGAGAGCUUUCAGAAAGAAAGGUCAACGUAGGUUACCAAGUGCUAACAAGAGGAAAGUGAAGCUGCAGGAAGACAUUGCUACAAUAGUUGCAGAGGAAGAGCUACUUACACACUCACACACUGGGGCUGUGCACAUCCGAGAGGAAACUAGUGUUUCAGGUCUUCUUCACCAUGACGGAUUUGGACUGAGUGGAAAUGUUACUCAAAGUUUGGGGAUAUCACGUCACCAGCAGAGAGGGAGAGCUUUCAGAAAGAAAGGUCAACGUAGGUCACCAAGUGCUAACAAGAGGAAAGUGAAGCUGCAGGAAGACAUUGCUACAAUAGUUGCAGAGGAAGAGCUGCUUACACACUCACACACUGGGGCUGUGCACAUCCAAGAGGAAACUAGUGUUUCAGGUCCUCAUCACCAUGAUGGAUUUGGAUUGAGUGGAAAUGUUACUCCAAGUUUGGGGACAUCACAUUGCCAGCAGAGAGGGAGAGCUUUCAGAAAGAAAGGUCAACAUAGGUUACCAAGUGCUAACAAGAGGAAAGUGAAGCUGCAGAGAGCUUUCAGAAAGACAGAAAGACCAACCUAGCUUUCCAAGAUUGGUCACAGUUUCCAUUGUCUCCAGAGC
Molecule: messenger RNA, 1989 nt
Organism: Apodemus sylvaticus (European woodmouse)
Lineage: Eukaryota; Metazoa; Chordata; Mammalia; Rodentia; Muridae
Exons: 11
Coding region: 73-1950 (625 amino acids)
Source: RefSeq, a predicted model, not a curated record